Molecule: messenger RNA, 618 nt
Organism: Helobdella robusta
Lineage: Eukaryota; Metazoa; Annelida; Clitellata; Rhynchobdellida; Glossiphoniidae
Exons: 4
Coding region: 1-618 (205 amino acids)
Source: RefSeq, a predicted model, not a curated record
AUGAAUCUCAUUAGUUGCGGAGGUCAUUCUGGCUCUCGUGUUCUCACUUCUAUUCUUAUCUCACCAGUACUAAUUAUUGAAUUUUUUUUUGUGUUGCUGUUCUUACAUAAUGUGAUUAAUUCAUACUGCGAUGUUAUUAGACCACCUUAUGCAAAAUUUUCAUCCUCUUGGACAUUUGAGGAAUGGCUGGAUGUGAAAGAAGGCAUUUUGAAUUUUUAUAAAGAAGCACUGAGAACUGCAUCACGUGACACUGUCAAAGAUCAACUGAAACAUCUGCCGGAUGACUACAAUCAAGUCAUUUGGGAUGUCCUGGAGUUAAGAAGAAAUGAUUUGAGGAUAAUUUUACUGAGUGAAGUUGAGUCACAGGAGCCUUGCUAUUUAAAAAACUUUGACUGGGAAGUUAAUCUUUCGCUUGCUAACGACAAGUUAGCUGCGAUGUAUGAUCCACACUUAAACUUAAAGUUGGAACUUUCAAAUGAUACGAAUGGGAAUGGUUCAAAACAUUUGAACAUCGAAGUUGAGAGGGAUUACCUGGUGAGAUUAAUUUCAUCUCUUGAGGAGGCUGCCAAAGUAAUAGCAAAUUUUGAUGUUGUUGACGUAAAUUUUUGUAAAAAUUAA